GGCUGCUGGCCAUUGGAAAGUCUUCAUGCUGAGCAGCAAAAUGGCCGCCCGUCUACCGACUGACUCCACAGCGCUUUGAAAUUGAAACAUUUCUGCAUAUUUUGCUUUAGUCUGCAACAACCACAGUACUUCUUUACCAGCCUGUGGCGCGUUGCGAGUAUAUUUUCAUUAUUGUACAAUUACUUGACGUAUCCGCUCAGGCGUCGCUGUUCUUGUAGCUUCGACGAAUGCCUCAGAAAGCUAAAAAGAAAAAACGCACUGAAGCACUUUAGCUAGUUAGCACGCUAGCUUUUCUUCAUAUGUGAUUGCUGAGAAGAAAGGAGUAUCAACGACUGGAGCGGUAGUUCAUGGAAGACAAGAAAAGGAAAAAAGAAGAAAAAAGGAAAAGGGAAGCCUCCCAGAAGGUUGCAGAGCAAAAGAACAAAGUGCUAGAUUUGACCAAGCAGGCGUCUGCCCAUCCACCUGCAACUCAGAGCAGCUCUGCCUCUCCCAGCCCUGGACCCACCCCCUCUGCAUCCCCAUCCCCAGCCACUUCAGGCCCUGGCAGUGCUGCCGCCCAGUCACAGGGUGGUAACAAUGCCAAGCGCCUUGCUGUGGCCAACGGACAGCCCGCCUCCAGCGCCAGUUCUUCCUCUGCCACGGGCAGCACAAGUGUUCCAGGGAACGGGAAUACAAGUAGCGGAGGUGCGGCCCAGGCGCCUCAGCAGCAACCUCGCUAUAUGCCGAGAGAAGUGCCGCCGAGAUUCCGCUGCCAGCAGGACCAUAAAGUGCUACUGAAAAGGGGUCAGCCGCCACUGUCCUCCAUGCUGCUGGGAGGGGGAGGAGGAGGGGAGCCCCCCAAUGCAAACAUAGCUGCUAACUCAGAUUCUAGUGCAGCUACCACCUCAUUGGCCCUCACCUCAUCAUCAGUUGCUGCUUCUACCACUACUUCUAAUUAUGCAAAUUCCAUGUGGGGCACAAGCUUAGGCAGCCAGGCCUCCUCUCAGGGCAGGGAGAAGGUGAUUGUAGAUGGGAACGACCUGGAUGAGUGGCCCAGCAUCGCUGGAAGCGAUGGAGGAGGAGCUUCUUUCACUGUGGCUGGAGCUGGAGGAGGGAGCGGCGGCGGCGGCGGCAGCAGCAGCAGCAACAACGGAAUGCCUGUGAACAGCACGAGUGCCUCUGGCAACCAAUCCUCAUCCACUUCCUUGUUCUCUUUGCCCAAUGAAUGUAUGCAGUCGUCCGGUAGUGUGGCAUGGGGGGCGGCUGCCGCCCAGGGCCAUCUUGGAGGAGGGAAUGCAGUAGCUUCAGCUGGGCCUCUAUUACAGCAGUCCUCCUCAGUUUCCAAAGCCGCCGCUGUGCCAGGAAGCCAUGAUGCCAGUGGCCUCGCUGAUGGCAGCAGUGGUAUUCCGGGUGCCAACUUUAAUCCAAACGCCAACCCUUCGGCCUGGCCUGCCCUGGUGCAACAGGAGGGGCCCGGCGUUGUCGGGGAAGGACCUUCGACGGCCUUCCAUCACCAAGGCCCCGGAGGGACUUUAUCUGCCAACAAUUCUGCUUCCGUAGGGCUAAAGGCGGGGGCAGUCGGGGUGCUAGGCGGUCACCAAGCUUUGUCUGUGAAUCAAUCAAGCACUCAUCAGCACCAACUUCACCAAAUGCAAUCUAGAGACCGAGAAAUGGCAGAGGGCAAGUGGGAUAGUGAAUCAGCGGGACCAAAAAUUGCAGGAAACGAAGGAGCCGCGGGAGGAACGGGAGGCGACGGAGACCACAAUCCUUCUUCCUCGUGGAGGGGCCAACCCUCUUACCCUGCAUCCAACUCCAAAACGGGUGCCUCAAGGACUGAUGGAUGGGAGGGCAGAGAGGGUGCCACGGGGGCAUACAGAGCUGCUGAGGGUGAUAACGGGUCUUCGGGUUGGGGUUAUCCGGGGCCCUCUCGUGGGGUUAAUACUUGGGGGAGCGCUGGAAAUGAUAGUCAAACUGGGGUAUCUCAGGGAGGGUGGGGGACAUCUGGAGUAGAAAAAGGGGUGUCUAGUGUGGACUGGGGUGGGAGUUCCUCCAGCACUGCUGGAGUUAAUCCUGGAGAAGUGAUGGGAGGAGCCUGCAGCAGUAACAGCAGCAGUAGCGGAUGCAGCACAGCCGGCAAUCCUCCCGUCACCUCGACGGCAAUGAACAGAGCUUGGGACAAUCAGAAGGGAGAGGGGGAAACGGGGGAAUGGAGCGAGGGUGCACGGGGAGGGUCUUUAUCCAGCGGUGGGAAUUCCAGAUGUGAAAGGGAGCCCAACGGCAGUCGUUUCCGGCGUCAGCCACCCGAUACUGAAGCUGCCUUACAAAACCUGCUCAGCCGUCCUGAUCUCGAUCCAAGGGUACUGUCAAACACAGGCUGGGGCCAAACGCAGAUCAGACAAAACACAGCUUGGGAUCUUGGUAGUCAAGCCGAAUACAAUAAGAGCGCACUCUCAUCAACCUCUUCCAAACACCCAGCUUCUCUCGGCAACUCUUCUCAGUAUUCUUCUGGACCCAGAAUCCCGAUGGGUGAUUCAAAUGGACCAGGGGUCCACCCUCCCUUGCUUUCUUCUGCUGGCUCUUCCGGGGAGGCCUGGGAGACCAGCAGCAGCAGCAGUAGCAGCGGUGGGGCCUCUUUAUCCGGGAGAGCCCCACCUCCUUUGGUCCCAAACAUGAGUAAUCUUGGCGUCUCGCAAUCUGGUCCAGUCAUCACAGCAGGUACUGGUGGUGGGUCAGGAUCGCUGGGACAAAAACAGCAAGGGAAGCCUACUGGCUGGGGUGCAGGAGGGACGGCGGAUAAUCAGGAGACCAAAGGGUGGGGUAACGAAGAAUGGAGAACCAAUCGAGGAAAUGGUGGCGCUUGGAGCGCUACGGGGCAACAAGGUAACCUUGCGAGUACAGGCUGGGGAGGAAAUGACGAGAGGGGAGCAGUCGGGUGGAAAGAAAUGGGUGGGGAAGGACGAGGAGGUGGUUGGGGCUCAGGGCACAAGGUUGGGGCAGGUCGGGACUGGGGCGAACAGGAGUCCAAAUCAAAUAGCGGCGGCGCAGGAUGGGAAGAUGAGGCGAAGAAUGGCGGAAGGAACUCAGGUGGGGGGGAUUCAGGCGCGGGUGGUUGGGGAAGCUGGGACGAGGAUGCUCCGCGGAGAUCCUGGGGGCCAGGUGGCACAGGGGCGGGAGGGAGUGGCGCAGUUGGCGUCGCUGGGUCCAAACCCCAUCAGAGUUGGAGCGGCGGAAAUAAAAUGCAACAGAUGCCAAACAGCCAGUCAGGCUCUAUCACAGGCCUACAGGCACAACUGCAGCAGCAACAAUCACAAGCCCGCAAUCAGACGCCACAGCUGCAGCAAGCAUUGGACCAAGGGGCUAUGCAAGGCGCCGGUGGGAGAAAACCAAUCACUCAAGCCCAGAACCAAAGCUCAGGCUGGACCUCAGGGCCCAUCCCUGCCAGUCAUGGAUUAGGUGGAAGUGGAUCUGAACCAAGUGGUUGGGAGGAACCUUCCCCGCAGUCUUUAAGCAGGAAAAAUGAGAUCGAUGACGGAACGUCAGCAUGGGGAGACCCGACCCAUUAUAACUACAAACCGGUUAAUCUGUGGGAUAAGAACAGCACCCCUGCUGGUCAGCACCAGCAGCCACAUGCUCAACAACCUCCAACACAGCAGCUAAAUAGGCCUGGUACGGGACCCGGAGGAGGCAGCAGGGACUUCAACACUAGUCAUGGACAAGGAAAGGUUUCUCCCAUGGGUUCCUCAGGUUGGGGUGGUACACCUCCAGCUAGUCCCACAGUAGACAACGGCACGGCUGCUUGGGGAAAAACUACAGAUGCUCCUUCUGGCUGGGGGGAACCUGAUGACGCUGGUGCCAAAAGUGGCUGGGGAAACCCUCCCCCCAAUCCCAUCAAAUCUGGUUCAAAGUCUAUGCAAGACAGCUGGGGGGACAAAGAAGGCUCCGUCACAGCUUCGCGUCAUUCGAGCUGGGAGGAAGAGGAGGAGGGCGGGAGCAUGUGGAACAGCACCGGCUCCCAGGGUAGUGGGUCGUCUUGGGGACAGGGUAGCAAUGGCGGCUGGGGACAGAGCCACAAUGUCAAGAAGCCUAGCAACAAGGGUCCGCUCAAGGUUGGCGGGGAUUCCUGGAUGAGCCCAAUCAACAGACAAUUCUCUAAUAUGGGGCUUCUGAAUGACGAUCCGAGCGGUCUGAACAUUGACCUGGCUCCAGGCGCUCUCCAGGAGAAGAAGAUGGAAAUGGAAAAAAGAGCCAUGGGAAUGAUGGACUACAACGGAGACAUGAGGAAAGGAAGAGGAGGAGGAGGAGGGGGCGGCAUGGCUUAUCGCUCGCCCAUUUCCAAAGAGUCAGCACAUGGGGAUGCCGCUUCUUUUUACGACAAGACCUUGCUUUUGAACAAUCAGGAUGGGUACCUUGGGGAGGAUGGCCCUUGCUCUCUCUUCUCACCACCCACUGCCUACAAGCCCCAUUCCCUCUUCAAUCACACUAUCCCCUUUAGACAAGGUGGCCAUAGCCUCCUCGGCAGUAGUGGAGGGAUGUCUCAGCCCAGACACCAGCCCAAUAUUCCACCCAUGAACCAGUCCCCAGGGAUACGAGCACAAGUGCCUCAUCAGUUCCUGUCACCUCAGGUGCCAGGCUCCAUGCUGAAGCAGAUGCCCCCUCCCAGCGGGAGCGUGGGGGGUGUUGGCGGUGUGGGAGGAGUGGCAGGAGUCGGCGGCGGCGGCGUGUUCCCUCCUCAGCUGUCCCCCCAACAUAUAGCCAUGCUCAGCAGCAUCUACCCACCCCACAUCCAGUUCCAAUUGGCUUGUCAGCUCCUCCUCCAGCAACAACAGCAGCCGCAACAGCAGCUGCUGCAAAACCAGAGAAAGUUUCCGCCGAAUGUCCGGCAGCAAGCUGACCCUCAACAGUUGGCCAGGAUCAUGGCAGUACUCCAGCAGCAACGGCAGCAGCAGCAAGUCGGGAGUCUAGGUGGCAGCAUCAAGCUCUCACCCUCCCACCAUGGCGGAAGUGGUGCCAAAUUACACGGGGCUGACACUUUGCCCCACCAGGGCCUGGCAGGUUCUGUGGCUGACCUCCAUCAGAAAACGCUUGGACCCUACUCGAACUUUAGUUCUGGUAUGAACCUCACUGGUAUGGACCUGGGUGGCUCUGUGGUGGGGGGGCCCGGAGGCAUGAAGGACAUGGGAGCUCAACAAUCUCGUUUCAAAUGGAUGAUGGAGGGGCACUCCUCGCCAGACACACCCUCACCUGAAAAUGCAUUCCACAAAAAUGGUCCUGUCAACCCCAUGAAGAUGCCGGGGGGCUCGCCCUACUCGCAGUACGACAUGCUUGUUGGAGACGCGCAAGGCAGCACCAAUUGGCAUCGCACCCCUGGCAAGAUGAGUGCCAAGCCCACCACUACGGCCAGCUGGCCCCCCGAGUUUCAACCUGGUGUUCCCUGGAAAGGAAUAGAUCGGGUCGACCCCGAAUCGGACCCCGACAUGACUCCGGGGAGCAUGAUGGGGAACACAGUCUCUCCCGGCCUCAAUGACUCUGAGCACCAGUUGUUACAAGACAAUACUGAUUCCAUCCCUCCCCUCAACACCUUACUGCCUUCACCCGGUGCCUGGCCCUACAGUGCCUCAGAUGCCCUUAACAACGCACACAACUCAGCAAAGUACACAGACUAUAAGACUGGAUGGCCCCCCGAGCCCAUCGGGCACAAGUCCUGGAAAGGCAGUCGCGGCAGCAGCCAGGCGCAGCUGUCCCGCCCACCUCCAGGCUUGGCCAGUCAAAAGCAGAUAUCGCCUAGCCCAUGGUCAGGCGGUGCUCCUCGACUGGCUGGCAGGGGAUGGAGCAGUGGCUCAGGCACCGCUGGCUCAGCUUGGAGUGACGGCAGCUCUCGUGAAAGUUGCUGGCUGGUGCUCAGCAAUCUCACGCCACAGAUUGAUGGCUCCACGCUUCGAACCAUCUGCAUGCAGCACGGCCCCCUACUGACCUUUCACCUCGGCCUGACCCAGGGUAGCGCACUCAUCCGCUAUGGCUCCAAACAGGAAGCAGCCAAAGCCCAGAGUGCCCUCCACAUGUGCGUUCUGGGCAACACCACCAUCUUGGCAGAGUUUAUGAGUGAGGAGGACGUGGCCCGAUACAUUGCACAUUCCCAGGCUGGAGGCUCGGGGAGCGGAGGCAGAGACGGCUCUGCCACCGCCCCGGCGGCAUCUUCGGCGGUGGGGACAAACGGUAGCGGGACCACCUGCGAUCUCGCUGGAGGUGGAGGAGGAAAUGGCACAGGCGGAAGCAGACAAGGAGGGUCUCCAGCAGGGACGGUCGUACCCGGGACAGCUGGGCAUUCCGAAUCCACGUGGCAGAGCCUGGAAGGCAGCGGCAGCUCAUCGGACCAGUCGACCCCCUCCGCGCCCGGCUUGGGCAUCUUCUCCCAGUGGAGCGGCAACAGCGGCGGGGGGGUGGAGGCGGGAAGGCAAGGUCUGUGGGGGGGUAUGGGUGGCAUGAGCGGGGCCGGCUACCCCGGUAGUAGCCUCUGGGGUUCGCCAGCACUUGAAGAUCGUCAUCAGAUGGGCAGCCCGGCCUCGCUGCUGCCCGGGGACCUUCUGGGCGGGGGCGCCGACUCGAUCUGAAGGGCCCCCGCUUGACCCAUUGAAAAAAAAUCAUUGUCACAACCUCCCGCUCUAUUUAUUUCCACACACACAUACGAUGUGAAUUGAAGCUACACUGGUCUCCCGUCACACAGGCUCCAUGCAAUACAUCCGCUAUUUCACUCAUGAAAUCGUCAAUAUUAAAUGAAGACCACAGUGAAACUUGAAGCGGAGGGGACUCUCGGACCGAGCUGGGUAGUUCUGUCUUUUUACUCCACGACCAGAUCACUCAGGCAUGUACUGUAGACGGGCUCAGCCGAGUCCCACAUGUCAACGCGUUUAGCUCUCGCUGUUCUUUGUGUGCCACACUCGUCUUCCCCGCCGCCUCCCCUUCUCGAGCACCCCCCCCCCCCCCCCCUCGUCUUUUUGUAUUUAAUGUCGACGACUUGCAGACUGAGCCCUCUUAGUCCCGGUGUACUUCUCUUAAGUUCUCAUGUUCGGAAGCUUGAAAGUGACAAAAGGAAUCCGGAGUGUGUUGUGGCAAACGCGGGACGACCUCGCUUCGCUACCGCUUUCAACUGGACCAGUGGCAACCUUUUUAGAGAAGUAGAGGAGCAUUUUUACUCUGUAAAAAAAAAAAAAGAAAGGAAAAAAAAAAAAAAACUAAAAAUUAGCCAAACUUGCACUAUAUGCCUCUGGGGUUUGUUGUUGACUCGUCCAAUACAAAUCUUUCCACAACUCGACAUCGACCUUACAGGACGACUUGUAAUGUUACAUCAGCAGUGGCCUUGGCCCACCUGCCCUCACACAUACACACCAGUUCCACACUGCUCUUAAGUUUGACAAGCAAAACUCUUAUCUCCUCGUGGAUGUACGUACAUCAGUCGUCUCGGUGCGAAGAGAAACGUGAAACUUUGUAGAGAUCUCUUUGUUCCCCAUUGAAACACUGACCUCGCUAUUGUAUUUUUCUUUUUUCUUUUUCUUACUCAAAAGAAAUCAAGUUGGUUGUUAUUAUAUAUUGUCCUGAUGUUAAUGCUGACUUGGGUCACUUAUUGACUUGCUGUUCAAGGUGCCCUCCUUGCCUGCCUUGUGUGUGUGCAUGACAGGAGAGUUGACGGUAUGACCGAAUGGAGGCUGGAGAAAGUAUCAGGAGUGUUUAUGUGAGCGUGUUUGCGUGCGUGUGUGUUAUUGCUACAACGUUGAAUGUUAUUUUUGUGCGGGAGAGAUUCAUCCAAGCGUGUACGCAGGCACUUGCUUUUGAACGCUUACCUGCUUCGGUCAGGGAAGUGAAUAGAUGUUUAUCUGACAGCUUGGCUUUUCGGAGUGUUUGUAUGUGCGUGCGUGACCACCGGACAUUGUGAUAGCUAAAAAGUUCAAAAAUAUUGGCACUAUUGCAUUUGUCUCAAGUUUUUUUUUUUUUUUUUUUUAGCAGCAUUUUGUUUAUGUUUUUUUCUUUUUGGUUAUUGCAAUUUGAGGAGCAUUUGUUUUUAAGACGAAGCAACUAACUGAAGGCAUUUCUAUUCAAAUGCCCAAAUCCUACCAUACCAAGCUCAGCUGGAAACAGUGUUUUACAGACACGUUAAAGAUAGUAGCUGUUAUGUUUGACUGUUUUCUUGUUUUGAUGUUCUGUGACCAUUUAAAUUAAGUCGGUCUUUAUCACUCCUGUUCAGGAUGUUUUCAUUUAUUUCAGAUGUUACAAAAAGGAGAUGAAAUUAAUUUAAAGUGGGAAAGAACAAGAUAAUAAAGGUUCAAAUGAGGUA
This is a messenger RNA of Syngnathus typhle (broad-nosed pipefish), 8305 nucleotides long. RefSeq names its product trinucleotide repeat containing adaptor 6Ba (gene tnrc6ba). The transcript has 22 exons. Gene Ontology annotation, molecular function: nucleic acid binding. Bases 348 to 6587 code for a protein of 2079 amino acids. Gene Ontology annotation, cellular component: P-body; nucleoplasm. The record is from RefSeq and is a predicted model, not a curated record. NCBI's taxonomy places the organism in Eukaryota, Metazoa, Chordata, Actinopteri, Syngnathiformes, Syngnathidae. Gene Ontology annotation, biological process: miRNA-mediated post-transcriptional gene silencing; positive regulation of nuclear-transcribed mRNA poly(A) tail shortening.